This is a messenger RNA of Ictalurus furcatus (blue catfish), 5933 nucleotides long. It is a transcript of the gene calcoco1a, whose product is annotated as calcium binding and coiled-coil domain 1a. The record is from RefSeq and is a predicted model, not a curated record. Bases 359 to 2299 code for a protein of 646 amino acids. NCBI's taxonomy places the organism in Eukaryota, Metazoa, Chordata, Actinopteri, Siluriformes, Ictaluridae. The transcript is spliced from 15 exons.
UUAGGGGUCAUAAACCAAUCAGAAUCGUAUCCGCUGUAACGCUCGUUCAUGACGUCACUAGUUGCUGACCCUUCAUGCUUCUUCUUCCCACAUGGGAAUUGUAGUUAUAUUAAGGUUCGUUUAUAUAGUCGCUCUACGAAUGAGUACAACAUUUCCCACAAUUCAGCGGAACUAUGCAACAACAACAAAAAAAUAACCCCGUGCCUUUGUUUUUUGUUGUUAACGGUUUAAGGCACAGCUCCUGACGAAUAACUUUGAUCAGCUUACUCAUGACAUUGCAGUUUAAACCAAUCUCACGCUUGUCUUUUGAAAGCAAACAGCACUGAGCAGCUGAACUCGGAAACGUUUUUUUCUGACCAUGGAGAAAGCAUGGAAGGUGGAGUUUCAGAAUGUGGGAACCAGCUACUUCCCACAGAGCAGAGUGGAAUGCCACUACAGCAUCAGUUCUCAGCACAGCUGGGCUAGCAGUGACUGGAUCGGCCUGUUUAAGGUUGGUUGGUCAUCUGUGAGGAACUACCAUACAUUUGUGUGGGCUCUGGCUCCAACCAACUACAAGGAAGGGACUGAUGUUAACUGCUGCGUCCACUUCCAAGCUUGCUAUUUGCCAGGCCCCAGUGCUGAGCAAUACCAGUUUGUGUAUGUGGAUGGGAAGGGCGAAGUCUGCUCCCGCAGCUCUGCUUUCACUUUCUCUGCUCCAAAGCCACUGGAGGAGCUGAUGACUCUGGAGCAAGCCCUGGAGGGAGGUGAAGGCAGCGAGGACAUGCUAGUUGUCGUUCCCAAAGCCGAGCUUCUGCAGAGCCGGCUGCAGGAGUGUCUGAAAGAGAGGGCUGAGUUAUUACAGUCUCUAGAAGCAGCAGAGAGGAGCUGCAAACAUGAGCGAGAGUGCUCACUUAGGACCAGAGAGGUGUGGGAGCAGAGGAGCAAGGAGCUGGAGGAGGAGCUCAGACACACCAGAGAAGAAAUGGAGGACAUGAAGAAGAGGCAGGAGGAGUUGGCAGGUCUCAGUAAGGUUCUACAGGAGGAGAAACAGGCUCUGCUAGUAAAAGAAGCAGCCAGUGAGCAGAAGAUCAGCCAGCUAGAGGACGACAUGAGGGUGCUCACCCAAAAAGCCCUGGAGAGGGAGACAGAUCUAGAGAGGAUGAAAGAGCGAGCCAAAAAAGCUGCAGCCCAAAAGAAAGAAAUAGAAAGUGAACAGACGAAUCUAAAGCUGAAGCUGGAACAGACUGAGAAAGAGCUGCAUAGCCUCUCGACGGAGUUCCAGAGUUUGAGAAGUUCUCUGGCCCAGAGAGACACGCACGCCCUGCAGCUCCGAGACACCAUCACAACACUCACGCACAAACUCAACAACGCACACAGGAAGGAGGCAGCCAACGACGCGGCUUUAGCCGAGUUACGCGGCGUUCAGGAGCGACUGAGUGGCAGUGAACGCUGUGUUGAGACUCUGCGGACUGAUAUCAGAGACAUGGCAGCUCAGAGGGACAACGUCCAGGCUGACCUUCACCAGGCCAGACUACAGGCCGCACAGCUCACCCUGCAGCUUGCCGAUGCCAACCUGGCACUGCGGGAGGCUCGUGCCAGCUGGGUGCAGGAGAGAGAGAGUCUGCAGUGUAGCACUGAGAUGAUCAGGACACAUUUGGACAGGCUGAAUGACGAGAUCAAGCAGAAGGAAGAGCAGCUGCAGGAGGAGAGGAUGGAAAGAAAUAAAGCGGAGGUGGAGCUUGGGCGAGAGAAAGACUGCAACCGGGUGCAGCUGAGUGAAACACGAAGGGAGCUGCAGGAACUGAAGGCCAGUCUCAGGGUGGCUCAGAAGGAAAAAGAGCAACUGCAGGCUGAGAAAAAGGAGGUGAUUGAGUACAUCCACCAGCUGGAGCAGAGGCUGGAGACCCUGAGUGGCUCUAAAUGGAGCAUGACAGCAUUGUUGCAGAGCAGUCAAGCAGACAGCUCCCUGUCAGAGUCAGAGGAUGAGAAUCCAGAAGCACUAAGGCCUCUGAGCCACUACAGCCUGUGUGAGCAACCCCAGGCUGACCCUGACCUCCUCCUCAUUCUGCCCACUACUCCUCCUCCGUCCCCGCGACUCCUCCACUCGUCUCAGGCCGUGGUGAUCAGUCAGCCCGCUCCACUCUGCUCCCCACACCAGCCUAGUGAUGACACACACCCACACGUGCACAGUUCCGAGUCGGAAGAGGAGUAUGAAUUGUUUCAAUCAGGUGGGAAUAGCUCUGGAGAAGAGCUGGCUCUCCUCCUGCCUAACCACAGAAACACUAUUCUCAGUGAGGUGGAAGAGAGCCCCCUGUGGUGAGGAGUGGAACUACGAGAGCAGCCUGUUACAGGUCUUUGCACAGUAACACGUACUGACAUAUGCAAUUUGCUUUACAUUUUUUAAUGCACUUUCUGUAUGCACAAGCUACUAGACUACUCAGUGUUUCACACAUUCACCUGUUCAAAUACUUAACACUAUGGAUGCUUCAAUACAGAUACUGUUAUCUGUAUCUCUUUUACUUGUACUCAUAAGAAAUGUUCCAGUGGCAGCAUCCGUUACAGCGUGAUCGUAUGAGACAUAAACCUGGUAUACAUUGCCACAUUAAUUAAACCGACGACAUGAAACAAGAACAAUAUGGAGUUGGGAUCUGUGUUCUGUGAAAAUAUCAAAAGGAGGAAUACCUGUAUGGUGAUUAAAUAGUAUCUUUAAUAGUGUGCAAGGGUGGCCAACUGAUCAUCCAGAACAGUAUCAGCAAGAGUGAAGAAUUGGUGAGUGUGGAGCAGUGACCCAGGCAUGCAAAGAAACUUGUUGCAAUGCUGAAGGCGCAUCGUUGAAUUCGGCAAAGCAAACCAUCACAAAACUCCUCCUCCCUCGCACACGGAGUUGUGGGCAAUAUAAAAAAAAAUUUAAAUUAAAUGAAAAAAUAAAUAAAAGUGUCCACGGAUCCACACUUCGAAAAUCUACCAGAAAUCGUAGACCAGUAUAAUAGUAGGUAUCUGCGGUUGUUUGUGAGUGAAAUUUAUAUCACUGUAUAGUACUAUAUAUUUGAUAGUUUUAUAGGCUUAAAUGAAAUGAAUUCAAUUAAAUAAAUUUAUGUUAGCACUUCUGUCACUGAAACAACUCAAUACAGCCUCGUUGUGUCAUGUGGUUGCAAUGAGAAACAGGCUGAGGGCACUGUGAGAUACGGUAUUGUGAUUGACCUGCAGAGGAGAGGAGAAGAAGUGAAGCACACACGUUUCUCUGAGGAAUUCUUUAUUUCUUUUACAAAUGUAGUAUACCACAAUCCUAUAAAACUUGGAAAGAAACACCAGUAGGACGGUAACCUAAAUAAUAUGUUAAAAAGCUAAAUAUUAAAUAAAAUAAAAAACACGGCCGGGUGUCAUGCCUGGAAAUGGAUCCUGAGAUUUGUAGUCUAGUGUUUGCCUGUUUAACACUUAUUUAUUUCCCACAAAGCCGACAUAUGGCUUCAUCCAAUUUUAUUGGUUCAGCUCAUUCGUUAGACACGAAUCCAAAAUUUUCCCAAAUCGCUGAUGUUUGGUUUCCCGACAAGCUCUAUCACAGCAGCAGAACCCGUAGAGAAAUAGCAGCAUUUUCCUGACUGGAUUUUGCCGCGUUCAAACAAACCCGCGCCAAACUAACAGACAACACCAUGUAAGGUUUGAUUAUGAUUAUGUAACUUCUGUAUUAAUAUAAAAUCUCCCGCUAUGUGGUAGGCUAUAAAUACAAAUUAAUAUAGCAACUGUUAAUAAUAUUAUUAUUAUUAUUACACUUGUAUACAAAACGUACUUUUUACUUGUCAUAGUGCCCACUCAAGCAGAAACAUUAACAUGGCGUGUGAUGUGACACCACCACGGUGGCAAACUACCACCGCAUUGGUGCAGUUGUCAUGGCUACAGUCACAGAAACGCUCACUGAUAAUGCUCUGCACACUCAUUUCAGCCACCCUCGUGCUCUCUAUUAAUCUAUUAACUGUUUAAACACAAUAUCUUAAACUUGAAACUCAGCACAAGGAGUUCAUUGUUAGCAGCAAUCAGUAUAAACAGAGCUAAAUAAAAUCUUCUGUAAUGGCCCUGAUUGAUGAGUAUGUUACUCACUUCCAUAUCAGUAUCAACAUAUAUCAAACAACAUGUACUCAUACUCAGUCUGAAAAAAUAUGUAUAAUGAUAUUGAUGCAUCCUUGCUUAGCACAUAUCAAAAGGAAGUUGUAUAAUACAAAAUGGGUUGGUAUGUUACAAAGAAGGUGUCUUUGUGUAUUUUCGGUGUGUAAGGCUAGUUUUGAAUUAUGAUGAAUAGCUUUUUACUCCAAAAAGGUUAUAAUUAAGCUUAUAUCAGUUUUUCUUUUUAUAAGAGAUAGGACUUGCAAUAUUGCAAUAAUGUAGUAUGUAAAACAAAUUUGAAUCCAUGUUUGAGAAGAUAGGAUUUUGUUUGAACUUUAAUGCUAUUAUGUCAAAUAUUUUUGAAAUGUUGGUUAAAAAAAAUAAAAAUAAUUUUAAAAAACAAGGUUAACUGCAGCCUAAUGAGGAUAUAUGAAUUAUGGGUCAGAAAGGAAAUGACAUGUGAAUGUGUAAUAAAGAAAGAGACUGAAUUGAUGGCAAUUGGCAAUGGAAUUAAACAGGAAAUGACCAUGGAAAUGUUUUUACAGCCUUGAGCAGUCCUGAUUGCAAUAAUCCUACCAAUAAUAGUUAUAAUUAACUUACUUUCAUUAAUGCGAAUACUUUAUGAUCUGUUUCUGCAACAAAUUAUAAUAUCAAAGUUUUCUACCAUUUUUAAAGUUUUGUUUUGCUUAUUUAACCAGGUGAUGUUUUGUCUUUUCUUUAAGGCAUGGGUUCUCAAAUUUUUGUAGCCAGUGACCUGUUUAAUGUAAAAAAUAAUAAUAAUAAUAAUAAUAAUAAUAAACCCCCCAAAAAACACUCACUAUCGAUUUGUUUUAUGAACAUAAUCCAACUGUUCAAAAAUUAAGCUCUUUGCUUAAGUAUGUGCAAUAAUAAUCUUGCUGUUUAUUAAAAGCCAUAGAGUUUUUUUAUUCCUGCACCUCCUACCAACAGAACACAUUAGGCCCAAGGAGGCAUUAUUUAAAGGCCUAUUUGUUUUUGAGUUAUUAUUUUGAGGUUUGGAUUGAACCAGUGAAAUUCAUGUGACCAGUCAAGUAGACUAGUAACUAUAACAAGCAUUAAUAUAACAGUUUUGAUAAUGGUGAUGUUUUCCACUAUUGUAACAGGAAAAAAAAAACAUGGUUGCCCUUGGCUAUAUACCCCAAUUUGAGAGCCACUGCUUUAAGGUUUGAAUCAUUUUUAUCUAUAACUUUUUAUACAGGAUGAUACAGAUUCAGUCCAUGUACUGUAAGAUGUUCGGUUCAAUCCUGUACUGUUCUACUGUUUUUCCUGUUGCAUUGAAACUGUGCUAGUGGAAUCAUUUGUAGCCUGUUUAAUGUUUAAUAUACAACACAGGUUUGUACAUAAGCUCAUUGAUGUGGGUGGUGUCGUAUUGUCACUACAUAAAUUUAACCAAGGCAUCAGUGAACUUUUUGAAAUUGUAUGAAAUGGUCAGCGUGAUGAUUAACAAGGCUCAACGUUUUAAUUGUACUAGAUACUUUUCACCUCUUGGUGGUUUGUAGCUUUUACUGUUGUAAACUAAUUAGCAUCCAUCUGCUGUGCCAUGCCGGUUUGUGUUUAAAGUACCACGACAUCCUCACUGUUUCCAGCCCUGUAAAAAUCCUGAGCUUUAAUUCUAUAUAGACUUGUAUCCAGAUCCGUUCGGAAGAACUCUUUCAGUUUGUAUUCAUAGCAAUAAGCCAUCUUUUCUGUUUUCUUUGCUUUUUCUUUAUUAUUAUUUUUAUAUAUUCACUUAUCCAAUAUGUAUUUUCCAGACUGUGUUGUACUGUAAGGGUUUGGGUGGGUUUCAACAAUAAAGUAUUGAUAAUCUUUAAAAAAAUAAAAAAAAAAUAAAAAAUCGA